ACCGGAAAUGCUUACUAUUAGUUAGCUGGAGAGUGUUUUUUAUGAAUUGAAGUGAGGCACAAAUCAAACAAAUUCAACAAUAUAGACUGAUUGAAAAUGGCCGGAACGGCUUCAGUAGCUGGUGAAGUGUUCGUCGAUGCUCUGCCGUACUUUGACCAAGGUUACGAUGCAGCAGGUGUCCGGGAAGCGGCUGCAGCGUUGGUGGAGGAGGAGACCAGAAGAUACCGACCUACCAAGAACUACCUGAGCUACUUGCCGACACCGGACUUCUCUGCUUUUGAGACGGAAAUUAUGAAGAAUGAAUUUGAGCGGCUGGCGGCUCGGCAGCCUAUGGAUCUCCUGAGCAUGAAGAGAUAUGAGCUGCCAGCACCCUCAUCAGGACAGAAGAAUGACAUCACAGCAUGGCAGGAGUGUGUGAACAACUCGAUGGCUCAGCUAGAGCACCAGGCGGUCCGAAUUGAGAACCUGGAGCUCAUGUCGCAGUAUGGAACCAACGCAUGGAAAGUCUACAACGAUAACCUUGCCUUCAUGAUUGAGAUGGCUCAAAAGGAACUUCAGAAAUUCAGGAAGCAAAUUCAAGAUUUAAACUGGCAGCGUAAGAAUGAUCAGUUAGCAGGAGGAGGCAAACUGCGAGAGCUGGAGUCAAACUGGGUGUCUCUGGUCAGUAAGAACUACGAGAUCGAGCGAGCCAUCGUCCAGCUGGAGAACGAAAUAACUCAGCUCAGACAACAGCAGGGGGACGAGAAUAAGGAGAACAUCCGACAGGACUUCUAAAGCAGCAGCAGCGUACACCUUUUGUAGCACUGAUGUUCGCUUAAUGGUCCCUCAUUUGGAAUGAUGUCAUCUUGUCUUCGUAGUUGACUGCACUGAGAAGCAACCUGAGGGAGGACAGUUACCUGUAUGGAGGAGAUUUGAAACCGCCGUGUUCAGCUGUAUCGUUAAAUCACUGACAUUCAGGAGUGGUCCAGAAACCUCAAUGACAACACACAUUUUUGUCUCUUCUUCUUUGCUGAUAUCCCAUAUGCUAAUAUAUAACAUUAUUUGGCCGAGAACCAACACUAAUUUAUAUUUAUAUAUAUAUAUAUAUAUAUAUAUAAUUUUAGUGAUCAUCAAGUCCCUUCUGUAGUGGAAUUAACAUCAUAUUAUGCAUGCAUACUGUUAUCAUGAUGGCCCACCAGCAGAUGGAGACAUGGAGCACAAUGUUUUUCAAUGUAUGUAAUAUUCAUUCAUUCACUGUGCAAAGAAAGCAUGUUGGUCAAUUCUGAUAGUUCAUUGUAAAGCCGAUAUUGGCCGAUAACGAUGAUGUUGGCUGAUUCCAGUAGUUCAUUUUAGACAAAUGUUGACAUAUACAGAUAAUGUGCCGAUAUUAUUUUGCAUCCCCACAAGAAAGUUUCAGUCAACACAGUGCAAGAAACUGUUAUGCUCUGUUAUUUGCUAGACGACGUAUGGUUUGCACCACAUAGAAGACAUUCAUCUUCUUACAAACUUAAAGUUGAAUACACAAGGAGUAAAUCAUAUCUUUGCUUGACUAGUAGCAAACUUUUGAUAUUGUUCUUGUACCUGACAUUACGAAGUCUAUUCUCUUUGUGGUAUUGUCAAAGUGUUGUUUAACAUCAUUCCAGAAAUGCCACAAGUGACAUUAUUCAGCAAGCGUUAUCUGAUCUCGCUACAAAGAGUAUUUUAUACCAGCAUUGUAGGUUUCAGUCCUCAAAACUAUCUACCUACACAGGUGUGUUUAGAAUUAAGUGUACAUAGUUUUUCAAGUCUGUCAGUUCUCUCUGUGAGCCCCGCCUUGGCUUCCAUUCAUGUCAUUUUUAUGCUGUUUUAAUAAAAUAAACAUUUCUUAUAUUUCCUA
Epinephelus lanceolatus (giant grouper) is the source of this 1855-nucleotide messenger RNA. RefSeq names its product BCAS2 pre-mRNA processing factor (gene bcas2). NCBI's taxonomy places the organism in Eukaryota, Metazoa, Chordata, Actinopteri, Perciformes, Serranidae. The record is from RefSeq and is a predicted model, not a curated record. Gene Ontology annotation, cellular component: precatalytic spliceosome; catalytic step 2 spliceosome; Prp19 complex. Gene Ontology annotation, biological process: mRNA processing.